AUGGUCAUUGACCAAUUGAUCCUGUCCUUACUUAAAGGACGUUGGAGAGAGUCCACACUCUCAGUUGAAUCCAACGUCUUCAGGACUCGCAAAUCAAAUACAAUCACCAUGUCUUACAAUCCAUCUUACCAAGGGCAACCACCAAACGACGGCAUCCAGCAAAACAACCCCAAUCGCAGUCACGGUAGUCCUCAAUUCAUAGUCACCCGUGACGAGCUUCAACAAAUCUUCUACGAUAUCGGUUUUCCCCCUGCCAGUAUCUCCAACCCCCUGCUUCAGCAAGUCAAUCCCAAUUACACCAGCAAUUCCUAUGGUAACCCCCAGAGCAAUACUCCGCGUAGUGUUCCCAACGAGGACACCUGGCUUCAGCAAGGCAAUGUUCCCAACGCCUGGCAUCCGCAAGUCAACCCGAAUUACAAUUCUUAUGGCAACCCCCAGAGCGAUCUUCAGCGUAGUGUUCCCAGCGCUUGGCAUCCGCAAGUCAAACCCAAUGUCGACACUUCUCUUGGAGUUGUGCCUAACAGCCUACCUCGUCCCAGUGUCACAGCCAUUGCUCCUUCGAAUAGAAGUACCAACCAAGUGCAACGGCAACAGCAACACCCAACCCCAACCCCAGCCGCAGCCGCGACCCCGCUACCACCAUCACCGAGACCACCAGCGCAACCGUCAGCGCAACCAGCGAGGAGCGUCGCCAAGAGCCCCACAGGAAUAGAACACACUCCACCAUAUGGCGAUCUAAUCUGUCUUUGCCACAUACAUUAG
Molecule: messenger RNA, 762 nt
Organism: Podospora pseudocomata
Lineage: Eukaryota; Fungi; Ascomycota; Sordariomycetes; Sordariales; Podosporaceae
Exons: 2
Coding region: 1-762 (253 amino acids)
Source: RefSeq, a predicted model, not a curated record